Molecule: messenger RNA, 4784 nt
Organism: Trichechus manatus latirostris (Florida manatee)
Lineage: Eukaryota; Metazoa; Chordata; Mammalia; Sirenia; Trichechidae
Gene: VAV3
Product: vav guanine nucleotide exchange factor 3
Exons: 27
Coding region: 50-2593 (847 amino acids)
Biological process (GO): intracellular signal transduction; regulation of GTPase activity; cell migration
Cellular component (GO): plasma membrane; cytoplasm
Molecular function (GO): guanyl-nucleotide exchange factor activity; protein binding
Source: RefSeq, a predicted model, not a curated record
GCAUCCUCGCCGCCUGCCCCGGCCCGGCCGCGUCCGGGAGCCGUCGGGCAUGGAGCCGUGGAAGCAGUGCGCGCAGUGGCUCAUCCACUGUAAGGUGCUGCCCGCCAACCACCGGGUCACCUGGGAUUCGGCGCAGGUGUUCGACCUGGCGCAGACCCUCCGCGAUGGAGUCCUACUCUGCCAGCUGCUCAACAACCUCCGGGCGCACUCCAUCAACCUGAAGGAGAUCAACCUGAGGCCGCAGAUGUCCCAGUUUCUCUGUUUGAAGAACAUAAGGACAUUUCUUACCGCCUGUUGCGAGACAUUUGGAAUGAGGAAAAGUGAACUCUUUGAGGCAUUUGACCUGUUUGAUGUUCGUGACUUUGGAAAGGUUAUAGAAGCACUAUCGCGACUUUCUCGAACACCUAUAGCGUUGGCCACUGGAAUCAGGCCCUUCCCGACAGAAGAAAGCAUCAAUGAUGAAGACAUCUACAGAGGCCUUCCUGACUUAAUAGAUGAAACCUGCGCGGAUGAUGAAGAAGGCCUCUAUGACUGUGUCUAUGGGGAAGAUGAAGGUGGAGAAGUCUAUGAGGACUUAAUGAAAGCAGAGGAAGCUCACCAACCUAAAUGUCCAGAAAAUGACAUAAGAAGUUGUUGCCUAGCAGAAAUUAAGCAGACAGAAGAAAAAUAUACAGAAACUUUGGAGUCAAUAGAGAAAUAUUUCAUGGCACCACUAAAAAGAUUUCUGACAGCAGCGGAAUUUGAUUCAGUAUUCAUCAACAUUCCUGAACUUGUGAAAAUUCAUCGGAACCUAAUGCAAGAGAUUCAUGAUUCCAUUGUAAAUAAAAAUGACCAGAACUUGUAUCAAGUUUUCAUUAACUACAAGGAAAGGUUGGUUAUUUAUGGACAGUACUGCAGUGGAGUGGAGUCGGCCAUCUCUAGUUUAGACAACAUUUCUAAGACAAAAGAAGAUGUCAAAUUGAAAUUAGAGGAAUGUUCCAAAAGAGCAAAUAAUGGGAAAUUCACUCUUCGAGAUUUGCUUGUGGUACCUAUGCAACGUGUUUUAAAGUAUCACCUUCUCCUCCAGGAACUGGUCAAACAUACCACUGAUUCCACUGAGAAAGCAAAUCUGAAACUCGCUCUUGAUGCAAUGAAGGACUUGGCACAAUAUGUGAAUGAAGUGAAAAGAGAUAAUGAGACCCUGCGUGAAAUUAAACAGUUUCAGCUAUCUAUAGAAAAUUUGAACCAACCAGUUUUGCUUUUUGGACGGCCUCAGGGAGAUGGUGAAAUUCGAAUAACCACUCUAGACAAGCAUACAAAGCAAGAAAGGCAUAUCUUCUUAUUUGACUUGGCAGUGAUUGUAUGUAAAAGGAAAGGUUAUAACUAUGAAAUGAAGGAAAUAAUAGAUCUUCAGCAGUACAAGAUAGCCAACAAUCCUACAACUGAUAAAGAAAAUAAAAAGUGGUCUUAUGGUUUCUACCUCAUCCAUACCCAAGGACAAAAUGGGUUAGAAUUUUAUUGCAAAACAAAAGAUUUAAAGAAAAAGUGGCUGGAACAGUUUGAAAUGGCUUUAUCUAAUAUAAGGCCAGACUAUGCAGACUCUAAUUUCCAUGACUUCAAGAUGCACACCUUUACUCGGGUCACAGCCUGCAAAGUCUGCCAGAUGCUCUUGAGAGGAACAUUUUAUCAAGGCUAUUUAUGUUUUAAGUGUGGCGCAAGAGCACACAAAGAAUGUUUGGGAAGAGUAGAGAAUUGCGGCAGAGUUAAUUCUGGUGAACAAGGGACGCUCAAACCACCUGAGAAACGGACCAAUGGACUUCGAAGAGCCUCCCGACAGGUGGAUCCAGGAUUACCCAAGAUGCAGGUCAUUAGAAACUAUACUGGAACGCCACCCCCUGCUCUUCAUGAAGGACCACCAUUAUACAUCCAGGAAGGGGACACAGUUGAACUUCUGAGAGGAGAUGCACACAGUCUGUUUUGGCAGGGUAGAAAUUUUGCAUCUGGAGAGGUUGGAUUUUUUCCAAGUGACGCUGUCAAGCCUUGCCCAUGUGUGCCCAAACCAGUAGAUUAUUCUUGCCAACCUUGGUAUGCUGGAGCAAUGGAAAGAUUGCAGGCAGAGACUGAACUUAUUAAUAGGGUAAAUAGUACUUACCUUGUGAGGCACAGGACCAAAGAGUCAGGAGAAUAUGCAAUUAGCAUUAAGUAUAAUAAUGAAGCAAAGCACAUCAAGAUUUUAACAAGAGAUGGCUUUUUUCACAUUGCAGAAAAUAGAAAAUUUAAAAGUUUAAUGGAACUUGUGGAGUACUACAAGCAUCACUCUCUUAAAGAAGGGUUCAGAACCUUAGACACGACUCUACAAUUUCCAUACAAGGAAACAGAACAUUCAGCUGGACAGAAGAGUAGUAGAGCAGGCAACAACUUGUUGAGCCCCAAAGUGCUGGGCAUCGCCAUUGCCCGGUAUGACUUCUGUGCAAGGGACAUGCGGGAAUUGUCUUUGCUGAAAGGCGAUGUGGUGAAGAUUUACACAAAGAUGAGUGCAAAUGGCUGGUGGCGAGGAGAAGUCAAUGGCAGGGUGGGCUGGUUUCCAUCCACGUAUGUGGAAGAGGAUGAAUAAAUUCCAUUUCAGCUUUGCAGUCUGCACCAGGAAUUUCAGAGAAGGGAUAAACAGAAGUCUGCACAGCACUAUGAAUUAACUGAAGUGUUUAAAAAGCUGCAUUUCUGGCUGUUCAACAUCCCCCCUUUCCCCCUCCUAAGUCUUAAUGCUGGGAUUUCUAAAGAUGCUGGUACUGACAGAUUAAUGGCUUGCCUACAGCCAUGCAGGAAACAGCCUGCCAGUCUGUCGUUGUCAGGGACCAGGGCAAAGCCAAAAGCUGUUCUUCCCAGAGAGCCCUGAUGCAAACGCAUUGGUUCAUGUUUCUCUUCCUGCAUCCGGUCAGACACCAGGAAUGUCAGCCAUUAGUAAAUGUUUACUGCAUAUUUACUUUCUUUCCACGUCCCAUUCACCAGGAUUUUCAAUAGUAGAAAGAACCAGACUUAAUUUUGCUUUUCCCAGCAAGAAGAAAAUCAGAGCUUUGCCAUUUGGGCAGCUUACUGGAAAGGCCCAGCAUUAAUUCUCUUAAACUGUCCAGCCAGGUGACUCAUUGCCUGGCAAGCACUUUCACCCCCAGAUGUUCCUCCUGGUAAAGUAAAAGAGGCAAAUACUGAGGUUUGCUUCAUAAGUGAUGUAUGCCACAGGGGUUUUGGUGAUUCGUUUGAUUUCCUGAUUAUAUUUGCAAACUUUUUUUUAAAAAGAAAAAAGCACAUAAAAUAAUCUUCAUAUUAAAUCCUCAAAACUUUCAUGAUUUUGUAGGGUGAUUUUGGAAAUGUUAUACUUCACUUACUGAAAUAAUCUUGGCCUGGUAUAUUAUGGGUAGUUGCAAGUACCCUGAGUAAGGUGGCAUUGUUUACAGAAAAGGGUCAAGGGCUCUCAUUUGUAGUAAGUCAUUUUAUAGCAGCAAUAUCUGCUAACACAUGCUCUUCUCUCCCUGCAAAGAAGACCUAAGCAGAUUUGCUGAUUUCCACAUUUUCCUGGAGUAUCUAAGGUCACAUAAACAACUUUGUUGAAGAUUGUUUAAAGAAAGCACAGUUAUGUCAAUUAAGCAUUUCUGGGACAGAGAGGGUCACCAGGCUUUUCAGCUCUUGUUCGCUAUGGGCUUCCAGCUUCUCUCUGAGUGUCUUCCCAUCUGCACGCCCUCUCUGGGGGUGUAUUAAAUAGUGGAAAGAUGCAUUUCACAGUGCAUUUAUUUUACCAAACCUUCACUGUUUUAUGUGAGGAAUCUGAAUAGGUUCUUCCUGGGAUGCCCAGAGUCCCCAGUCAGGGCAGUCAAGUAAAGACAUUAACUUGGCCCUUUGCUGAUUAAAUAUUUUCUCCAAAGCGAAAGUCAUGUUCUGACAAGAUUCAGAGAGUGUUUCUUGUGUAAAAAAAAAAAAAAAAAAAAAAAAUUGGAAGCAUUAGUGUAAUAGACCAGGCUAAGAACAUUCAGUUCCAACAUUUUGGAUCAUUUCUGAAGUGAGGUGUAUGUGGCCUGCCUGCUCCCCAACCCACUUUGAUGUCAGAACUUGAUGUUGCGUGGACACAUCCCAUGACAGACACCUUCGCGGGCUAGGACUUCUCAUCUAGGAUAAAUUCAGGAUGUUUACCUCAGAAUUAUGUAAACUGUGAUUGUGUUUUAGAAAAACGAUUAUUUGCUAAAACCAGUUAAGUUUUUGUAUAUGUGUAAAUGAUCACUAGAAUGUGUUUUUAUAAAAUGUUCUGUACAGUGAAGUUCUACUCUGGAGGCGUGCUCUUAGAGUGCAUUCUUUCUUAUAAAGUUUUAUCUGCGACUCUAUCUAGGGAAUGUUCUGUCUGUUACUGUCAGCAAAUGUUGUUGGAGAAAACAGCUUCACACAAAUUGAAACACUCCUGUGUACAGUAUUGUAGCUUGAGUUGUUUAUUUAGCAAAUAGACUCCCACCCUUAAAAAUGGUGUUUGGUCUUCCUGCUGCAUUUCAUGGACCUGGGGAUUUCCUAGCAGAGGAUAUUAGAGCCCCUUUUCCUGACAUUACCAAUUACAUCUCUUUGUCUAUGUUUAAUACUUUGUAUUGAAAACUUUAAAUGCUGCAAAUUUAUGUAGAUUUCUAAUACCAAAGACAGAAGUAAAUGUUUUUCCAUAUACUUUGUCUUGCCUGUAUGCAGCCCUUGUGUAAUAUGGUGAAUUAUAGUGGUAUUUCACUUUGUAAUAUUUUGUAAAUAUGUCAGUAAAAUAGUGAUGACUUGCAUUAAAUUUA